GUCAGCGUCCUGUCGCUGUCGUCCCUCAGCUACGCAGCCAGCCAGCUUGCACUCGCGCAUACAAGCGAUGCUGCCACGGCUAGCCUGCUGAUAGCGCGGUUCCCUAUAUUUGUGGCAACCAUGAGCCUGGUGCUCAACGCGCUGCUGGUGCUCUUUGGGUUGGCGCGGCGGCUCAGUGACUACUAUGAAAUUGCAUGUUUUCUGAUCGCCCUGGUGGUGACCCACCCAGUCCUGUACGUGGUCGAGACCACAUAUGCAAAGUUCUCUGCUACCGUUUGGCUGACCGAGGGUAUAUGGAUUAUGUUCUCGCUGGUCCUGACAGUCAUGUCGGUGGGGUUUUCGCUGGUCAAGGCGCGCAAGAUGGCGAAUGCAGCGAGCAUUCGCGGUCGCAUGUGGCUUGCCACCUGCUAUACAAUGAUUCCUGCUCUACUGGCUUGGAAGCUGGCUUUCCGUCUGGGCGGAUCGCAGUCUGCUUGGCUGUUCGAGGCACUCUGCAUUGCCGAGUCGCUGCAGCCAAUUUUCGUUCUGCCAAUAUUCGUGUGUGACGUCUGCCUGAAUGUCGCCCAUCCGCCUGAGUGGCUCACAUUUGACAAGAUGGGCAUGCGCGACCGCGUGUUUACAAGCUGGUCGAAGAUCGGAUCGCAGGUGCAGGGUGCCUGCGGGCUGUACCACCAGCAGUGGCAGGCGGAUUGUGCGCCAUCGGAUGACGAUAUCAAGCAGUGGAUGCAGGAUAUUCGGCAGUGCCAUAUCCGCUCCGAUGCUAGCUACUACGACGACUAUAGUCCGUACAUAAGCAUAUAUAAUAUUGGGCCGCACCCCAACUACGAUAGCGACAAUGACUCGGUAGUUUUCCAUCCACUUCCUAGGUGAUGUUAUGUCUAAAGUUUGUUUUAGUUUCAGC
Linderina pennispora is the source of this 901-nucleotide messenger RNA. RefSeq lists its product as uncharacterized. The record is from RefSeq and is a predicted model, not a curated record. Lineage: Eukaryota; Fungi; Kickxellomycota; Kickxellomycetes; Kickxellales; Kickxellaceae. The coding region runs from base 121 to 870 and encodes 249 amino acids. The transcript has 5 exons.